AAGAAGAAGAAGAAGAAAUAAAGAAGACGUUGAUUUUGAGAAACGCCAAACUAACUACAAACGCUGUUAACAGUAAUUGUCUUGUUGAGUAGGCUAAAAAUUUAAGCACCCAAUUCAAUAUCCACAUGCACAAACCCUUUAAAUUCUCAAUCUAUGCCACUAAAAUUUAUCGUGCAUUUCUUUCUACUCAAUCACAAAAAAUAUUAACCAGUCCUGUCCCAACUCAAGAAAACAUCACCCAUUUAAUCUUAGAACAAAAAUCCCCAACUGAAGUUCUUCAAACCUUUAAAUGGGCCUCCAAACUUCCCAAUUUCACUCACAAUCAGUCCACAUACAGAGCUUUAAUCCACAAACUGUGUAUUUUUCGUCGUUUCGAUUAUGUCCAUGAGUUGCUCGACGAAAUGUCUAGCUCAAUUGGGUUAACCCCAGAUGAAGAUAUUUUUGUCACUAUUGUACGUGGUCUUGGUCGUGCUGGAAUGAUUAAACAAGUUGUAAAAGUACCUGAAUUGGUGUUAAAAUUUGAAAAGAAACCAACUUUGAAGGUUUAUAAUUCGAUUCUUGAUGUUCUUGUUAAGGUGGAUAUUGAUAUUGCUAGAGAAUUUUAUAGGAAGAAAAUGAUGGGAAAUGGGAUUAAGGGUGAUGAUUAUACUUAUGGGAUUUUGAUGAAAGGACUUUGUUUGACUAAUAGGAUUGGUGAUGGUUUUAAGCUUCUUGAAGUGAUGAAAAGUAGUGGCGUUACGCCGAAUAGUGUGGUUUAUAAUACACUUAUGUAUGCACUUUGCAAGAAUGGGAAGGUAGGGAGAGCAAGGAGUUUGAUGAGAGAAAUGGUUGAACCGAGUGAUGUGACGUUUAAUAUUUUGAUAUCGGCGUAUUGUGGAGAGGGGAAUUUAGUACAGGCUUUGGUGAUGCUCGAAAAGAGCUUUAGUAAAGGGUUUGUUCUUGAUGUUAUUACAGUGACUAAAGUUGUGGAACUUCUUUGUAACCACGGACGUGCUUCUGAGGCAGUGGAGGUACUAGAAAGAGUUGAGGAAAGAGGAGGGGUUGUUGAUGUUGUGGCUUAUAACACAUUGAUUAACGGGUUUUGUAGAUUAGGGAAGGUGAAAGUUGGGUGUAAGCUUUUGAAGGAGAUGGAGUUGAAAGGGUGCCUGCCAAAUGCAGAUACGUAUAAUGGUUUGAUAUCUGGUCUUUGUGAAUCCAAGAUGUUGGAUUUGGCGCUUGCUAUGUUCAAUGAAAUGAAAAGGGUUGGGAUAAAUUGGAAUUUUGUCACGUACGAUACUCUUAUCAAUGGAUUGUGUUCGGGUGGGAGAAUGGAAGAUGGGUUGAAGAUCAUGGAAUUAAUGGAGGAUGAUAAAGGGGCUUUGACGUUUCAUAUUAGUCCGUAUAAUGGUGUUUUAUAUGGUUUUUACAAGGAAAACCGUUUGGAAGAAGCACUUGCAUUUUUAAGAAAGAUGGAAAAUUUGUUUCCGCGAGCUGUGGAUAGGAGCGUAAGAAUACUUGGUUUUUGUGAAAAUGGUAGUAUUGAUGAAGCAAGGAGGGUCUACGAUCAGAUGGUUGGGGAAGGUGUUAUGCCAAGUGCUCUUGUUUAUGCAAACUUAAUUAGUGGAUAUUGCAGCAAAGGAUGUAUAAAAGAAGCAUUUGAGCUGAUGAACGAGAUGAUUGGACGUGGUUAUCUUCCUGUUGCAUCAACUUUAAAUGCUUUGAUAAUUCUGCUUUGCAAGCAGGGUAAAGUUGGAAAGGCAUCAAAGUUGAUGGAGGAUAUCAUAGGUAGAGGCUGCUUGCUGGACUGUGGAAGUUAUAGUCCAUUCAUUGAUGCCUUCUGUAGCAAUGGAGAUUUCCACAAAGCAUUUAUGUUCUUUCUGCAAAUGGUAGAAAAGGGUAUAGUUCCUGAUUACCAUUCAUGGAAUGCAUUACUUCUGUGCCUUUGUCAACAGAAAAGCUGGAUAGAAGGCAAUAACAAGAUUUGCCGUUUAACUAGCCAACUGCAGGCUAUUACACAGACAUGAUUAUUCAAUAGAUAUGGGCUGUCUUGCAUUUAUCGUGACCUUAGCAAUGCUUUGGUAUUUUCUGAGGCAAAAUCGUGUUGAACUAAAUGCACUUAAAUCAUCAAGAUGGAAGCAGCGGGUAGAUUUUUUCAUCGCGUGUCUCUAGAUGCUAACAUUGACAAGAUGAAAUUUGACUUCUAUCACUUCAUCCAUGAUGUAGAAGGGAGAUAAAGAAGAUGUUCGUUAUGAAUUGAACACCAAACUGGUGCAACGACUUCAGAUGCUUUCCGUGAUAGAAUGUCUCGUCCAGCUUUGAAGUUUUCCUCCAGACAACCAUAUAUGAAGUAGAAGAAAAAGCUCAAAACCCAUACU
This is a messenger RNA of Lycium ferocissimum, 2354 nucleotides long. Its product is annotated as pentatricopeptide repeat-containing protein At2g17525, mitochondrial. NCBI's taxonomy places the organism in Eukaryota, Viridiplantae, Streptophyta, Magnoliopsida, Solanales, Solanaceae. The record is from RefSeq and is a predicted model, not a curated record. Gene Ontology annotation, molecular function: protein binding. The transcript has a single exon. Bases 126 to 2003 code for a protein of 625 amino acids.